Molecule: messenger RNA, 2363 nt
Organism: Daucus carota subsp. sativus
Lineage: Eukaryota; Viridiplantae; Streptophyta; Magnoliopsida; Apiales; Apiaceae
Product: DNA (cytosine-5)-methyltransferase DRM2
Exons: 10
Coding region: 273-2030 (585 amino acids)
Cellular component (GO): nucleus
Molecular function (GO): DNA (cytosine-5-)-methyltransferase activity
Source: RefSeq, a predicted model, not a curated record
ACACUUGGAACACAACAACAUAUUACUGUCAUGAUUUUGUUAAUCCUACGUGGAGCGUGUGAAAUUGAAAUUAAACGAGGUCGCGCGUUUCAUCUUCUUGCAACCUAUUCUUCUCCCCACCAAACCAAAGCACAAUACAUAUAAUUCUUUCUUUCCUUUUCUUGCUCAGCUUUGUUGGCACUGGAACUCUGUUUCUCACUCUACUCUCUCUCUAUAUCCUUAUCUCUUGAAACAUCUGCGAAGAUUACCUUCAACCAACAGAUUACUUAACAAUGGAUGGGAAUGCUUCAAAUGAUGAGAGUUGCAACAUUGAUUGGGAUACAGAUGAUGAAAGGGAAAUUGGAAACUUCCCCCCAUCUUCAAGCUCCAGUUUUUCAGUUCCUAAUGGAGAUGUCAAUGCUGGCAGUGGUGAGGGAUGUUCUUCUGCAGGUUCUGCCAAAUAUAGGUUGAUCCAUGACAUGAAGUUUCCUGAAGAAUUGGUCAUUAAAGCAAUUGAGCAAAACGGAGAAACAGAGGAUUUUGAAUCGAUAUUAGAAACUGUUCUUGUGCUGCAGGCUCUUGAAAAUUCUCCUGAGCCACAACAAGUUGUCGAUUCUGAUCAGUGCUCUUCAGCAUACGAUGAUGGCUUCUUGGAUGGUCUCUCAGAUUCAGAUAGCUGGUGUGCAAGUGAGAUAGCUGAUACUACAAAUUCUUCAUCAUUGGACGACAAAAGAGUAUUGGCCUUGACAAAUAUGGAAUACUCGAUCGAAGAAGCCUUAAUAGCCAUUGACAGAUGUGGUCCUGAGGCUUCAAUUGCCGAACUAACAGAUUUUAUAACUGCUGCUCAAAUGGCAAAGACAGAUGAUACCUUUUUUAGGGAGCUGCCAGAUGAGAGCAAGAAGCACUUGGAGAGAAAGAGGAAGCUUUAUGAGUUGGAACUGCUGAAAAAGAAAAAAAGGGGAAGAGGGGCUUAUGAUGCUGCUGAAGACAAUGAUACUAUCCGUCUUCCGAUACCAAUGGUUGGCUUUGGACUGCCUACAGCAGAAGGGAGUUUAGUAAUUCAUAGAAACCUUCCAGAGGCAGCAAUUGGACCACCAUACUUCUACUACGAGAAUGUAGCUCUGGCUCCAAAAGGAGUCUGGGACACCAUUUCUCGCUUUCUCUAUGAUGUCCAACCAGAAUUUGUUGAUUCGAAACAUCUAUGUGCUGCUGCAAGGAAAAGAGGUUAUGUCCAUAACCUGCCUAUUGACAACAGAUUUAUGCUUGUGCCACUUCCUCCACGGACUAUACACGAUGCUUUGCCUAUGACAAAGAGAUGGUGGCCUGCAUGGGAUACCCGGACAAAGUUAAACUGUUUGCAGACAUGUAUUGGGAGUGCUAGACUCACUGACAGAAUCCGCAAAGCUCUUGAAAAGUAUGAGGAUGAUCCACCUGAGAGUGUGCAGAAGUAUGUCAUUGAUCAAUGCAAGAAGUGGAACUUUGUUUGGGUAGGAAGGAAUAAGGUGGCACCUUUAGAGUGUGAUGAGGUGGAGAUGCUGCUGGGUUUCCCUAAAAACCAUACCAGGGGAGGUGGUAUAAGUAGAACUGAUAGAUACAAAUCUCUUGGCAACUCAUUCCAGGUUGACACUGUGGCCUAUCACUUGUCUGUGCUGAGGGAUCUGUUUCCUGGUGGGAUUAAUAUGUUGUCACUUUUUUCUGGCAUCGGAGGUGCAGAGGUGGCCCUUCACCGGCUUGGUAUCCGUCUGAAAAAUGUUGUCUCGGUGGAGAUUUCUGAAGUCAACAGAAACAUUGUCAGGAGCUGGUGGGAGCAGACAAACCAAAAAGGAACGCUGAUUCACAUUGCUGAUGUCCAGAAACUGAAUGCUGAUAGGCUAGAGCACUACAUGGCUUCAUUCGGCGGCUUUGACUUGAUUGUUGGUGGUAGUCCAUGCAACAAUCUGGCUGGCAGUAAUAGGCAUCACAGGGAUGGGCUUGAGGGUGAACACUCUUCGCUCUUUUACGAUUAUUUUCGUAUAUUGGACCUUGUUAAGUGCAUGAUGAGCAGGCGUUAGUUCAUUCCUUAUCCGUCUCUUUAUGUUCUUAGUUUAGCGCCAGUCUCUGUUUUAACUUGCUGUUCAUUUAAUCUUGAUUAUGUGUAAUUAAGAACAAGUAGGAUGGAUGAACGCAGUGUUUACUAGUUGUAUUUUCUCAGUCCUACACAAAGACUUGUACUUGGAGUUGGUUUGCAGAAGUCUACAUUACUUGUUCUAUGUUCCUGCUCCAGCAAAGAGCCCUUGUUAGGAUUUAGGAAGCCAUGAAGGUAGUGCCCCACCCCAGUUAGCCUUUUGUUUUCUGACGUUUUAAUAAUGAUCAAUUUAAUUAUGAACAAGUUGUAUUUUGCAUUU